CGUAAGAAGCACCGCGGCACCACGGGAGAGAGGAUGUCCUGCUGAACCGAGGAUCGGCCUGGGAAAGUCGGCCGGCCGUCCUUCUCCUGUCCUCUUUACCUUCCAGCACCUUUCAGCCAGCAGCGGACAUCUUUCUCCUUCUUCCUCUUCCACUGGACUAAGAGAGAAAGAAAGAGAGAGAGAACGCGUCGACUCCCGCACACAAAGAGCUGCAGCAGACCGGAUGGGCUUUUCUCCUCAUGACAACCGCCGUGCACGGAUGUGAUCCCGGCACCGAACAAGGCCUGUGCACUGACCUGCUGCUAGCUAGCCGAGGAAGCUACCCAGCUAGCUCCUGCACCUGCUAGCCACCGUUGUGUCUGUCCCUUAGAGCUAAAUCCAGCCAGUGUCAGGCAGCUAGCCAACCCGGGCUCGACCUCUCCUUCCUCCAGGGUUUUUCUGUUUGUUUAUUAGCCAUUUUCCCCUGUGAACCGUUUGUUUCCGUUGCAGAGGAACCGUCCACCUGCAGAGAGGAGCUAGCUAGAGAGCCAGCUGCGGGUUCACUUAGGACUCGUCAUUCAUUGAAAGAAAAGGAAAGACUUUCUCCCCUGGAAGCAUUUAGCUGCUAGUUUAGCUCCCAGUGACGUGACGUGCAGCUGGUCUGUGCACAGGGGGUUUCCGGUGGACUCGCCGGCUCGGAGCUCCGGUGGUUCGAUCCCGGUGUUGCCUCUUGCACGCAGGGACCGAGUGGGACAGAUCGGGACAGAUGAACCGGUGAAGAGACAUUUAAAGACCAGCUGUUGAUCCCCUACUGGUUUCCAGCAGCGUUUCCUCUGCGGUUGAAGAAUCUCUCUAUUUAAAAAAAGCACCGGCCGGACAAAGUGGUGGUGGCCCGAUAGAGGAGGAGGAGGAGGAGAAGCAGCGGGAGGAGCAGGAGGAAGAAGAACACUGUGGAGCGAUCACCCUUAUUCCUCAUGAACAUACAGAGGUCAAAUCCGAUUAGCAUUUCACGUUAUGGGAGAUCGCGGCACAAAUCGCACGACUUCGAGGAGCUGUCCUGCCUGCGGAGCGCCGAGUCGCACCAGAGCUUCAGCCCCAACCUCGGCUCCCCGAGCCCCCCGGAGACCCCCGACUCCUCCUCGCACUGCAUAUCCCGCAUCGGGGACUACCUGCUGCUGGAGCCGCUGGAGGGCGACCACGUCUUCCGGGCCGCCCACCUGCACAGCGGGGAAGAGCUCGUGUGUAAGGUUUUUGACAUUGGCCAAUACCAGGAGUCACUGGCGGCCUACUUUGCCCUGGGCCAGCACCAGCACAUCAACCAGAUCCUGGAGAUCUUGCUCGGGGAGACGCGGGCGUACGUGUUCUUCGAGAGGAGCUAUGGGGACAUGCACUCUUUCGUCCGCACCUGCAAGAAGUUGCGGGAGGACGAAGCUGCCCGACUCUUCUAUCAGAUAGCCUCGGCCGUGGCACAUUGCCACGACAACGGACUGGUCCUCCGUGACCUCAAGCUGAGGAAGUUUGUCUUCAAGAAUGAAGACAGAAGCCUGGUGAAGCUGGAGAGCCUUGAGGACACGUAUAUCCUGGAUGGUCACGAUGACUCCCUGUCAGACAAACAUGGCUGCCCUGCCUAUGUCAGUCCCGAGAUCCUCAACGCCAACGGCAGCUACUCGGGGAAGGCAGCAGACGUCUGGAGCCUGGGCGUCAUGCUGUACACCAUCCUCGUGGGGCGCUACCCUUUCCACGAUGUGGAGCCCGGCUCUCUGUUCAGCAAAAUCCGCCGGGGCCACUUCAACAUCCCGGAAACGCUCACCCCCAAGGCCAAGUGCCUGAUCCGCUCCAUCCUGCGCCGGGAACCCGCGGAGCGCCUCACCUCCCGGGAGAUCCUGGAGCACCCGUGGUUUACCUCCUCGGGGGCGCUAGGGGGCGCCGCCGUGCACGGCAGAGCGGAGAGGGAGCAGGAGCAGUUGGUGCCUGAGGUGAACAUGGAGGAGGAGCUGGAGCAGUUCUUCAGCUGAGCGAACACCAAGCACAAACGGACGACUCCGCCACGGUCAGCUCGCCACGCUCAUAGCAGAGCCAAAAAACAGUAGUGUAGAGAUUAUUAGGUGAACAUUUGUCAUUUAUAAUAAAGGUGUUUCCAUCCUG
Limanda limanda (common dab) is the source of this 2124-nucleotide messenger RNA. RefSeq names its product tribbles pseudokinase 2 (gene trib2). The transcript has 3 exons. Gene Ontology annotation, biological process: positive regulation of proteasomal ubiquitin-dependent protein catabolic process; protein phosphorylation; regulation of MAP kinase activity. Bases 954 to 1994 code for a protein of 346 amino acids. The record is from RefSeq and is a predicted model, not a curated record. Gene Ontology annotation, cellular component: nucleus. Gene Ontology annotation, molecular function: protein kinase activity; ATP binding; mitogen-activated protein kinase kinase binding. Lineage: Eukaryota; Metazoa; Chordata; Actinopteri; Pleuronectiformes; Pleuronectidae.